Molecule: messenger RNA, 452 nt
Organism: Silurus meridionalis
Lineage: Eukaryota; Metazoa; Chordata; Actinopteri; Siluriformes; Siluridae
Gene: slirp
Product: SRA stem-loop interacting RNA binding protein
Biological process (GO): positive regulation of mRNA splicing, via spliceosome; spermatogenesis
Molecular function (GO): poly(G) binding; poly(U) RNA binding; mRNA 3'-UTR binding
Source: RefSeq, a predicted model, not a curated record
AUGGCGGCGCCCAGCAAGAAGGUGUUCGAGCUGUUUGUCAAAAUCCCCUGGACUGCUGCAACUAAGGAAAUAAAAGAGUAUUUCGGGCAGUUUGGCCAAGUCAAGAAAUGCCUCCUGGCAUUUGACAAAGAGACAGGAUUUCAUAGGGGCUUUUGCUGGGUCGGCUAUGCGUCAGAGGAAGGACUGCAGAACGCACUUCAGAAAGAUCCGCACAUUAUGGAGGGAAGCAGGCUCCAAGUACAAAAGAACAGACGGCCAUUCAUGGGGAGAAAAACAAACAAAGAAGUUGAAGAAAGCUGAACAGGACUGUUGUGUGACUCUGUAAUGAUGUCAUGCUUAUGUAGUGUUUUUUUUUUUUGUGCAUUAAAACACAUGUAAUUUAUGUCUAUAAAAAUAACCAUUGUCCUUCUGAAAGUGUGACUUUGCAACUUUACUAUAAAUGUUCGACCGAA